UGUGCCCACUCUCAUGCCCUUUACUGAAGAUGUCCAAAAAAUGCAUGCAUAUCUCAAUGAAAUGCAGGAUAACUGGUACAAAUCGCUCUAUGAAAAUCCCUCUGUAAAAGCCUGGAUUGAGCUUACAAAGGUGUGUAUGACCCAGAUCAUUCUCUUUAACCGGCGCAGGGAAGGAGAGGUGGCAAGCAUGCCCUUAUCUGCAUUUUUAUCAAGAGACACCUCUGAUCCACAUCAGGAUGUGGACUGGGCUCUGUCUGAAGUGGAAAGAAAACUUUACAGACACUUUACAUGGAUUGUCACCAGGGGGAAACGUGGUCGCCCAGUUCCAAUUCUAUUGACUCCAAAAAUGCUGUGUGCAUUAGAACUCCUUGCUAAGCAGAGAGGGGCCUGUGGGGUACUAAAAGACAAUCAGUAUAUGUUUGCGAGACCAGAAGCUAUGACACAUUUCCGAGGUUCUGAUUGCAUCCGUGGAUUUGCAAAGGUGUGUGGUGCAAAAUGUCCUGAAUCACUGACAUCUACCAGACUGCGAAAGCAUGCUGCAACCCUUUCAACUGUGCUGAACAUGACAGACACAGAGAUGGACCAGCUGGCCAUCUUUCUUGGACAUGACAUUAGAAUCCAUCGUGAGUUCUAUCGACUCCCUGAGAAGACCCUGCAACUUGCAAAGAUCAGCAAAGUUCUAAUGGCACUCGAGCAGGGAAGAUUAGCUGAGUUUCAUGGCAAGAACUUGGAUGAAAUUCAGAUAGAUCCAGAUGAAAAAGUUCUGGACAGUGAUGAGGACGACUUCCAGGAGAAAUGUCAGGCAGAUUCAUCAAUUAUAGAUGAACCAUCAGCAGAGGAGAUACUUCCUCCUACCGAAAGGAAUGAAAUGCCACCACCACCGUCCAAGAGAUAUAAUCCACUACCUUUAGAUGAUACAACACCGUCAGUAGUCAGUACUGUGAGGCCUUCAUCCAAAGGUAAAGUGACCCAAAAGAAGAGACCCUGGCAGCAGACAGAUGUGCAGGCAGUGGAGAGGCACAUGAAUCGGUUCAUCAUAUCUGACCCGUUCCCGAACCUGAACCUUCUGCCCUGCUGAGACCGGCUCCUCCUGUUUCCCUUUCCCCUUGUUGUCGUGUCCUGUGUAUAUUCCCCGGACGGAUCUCACGGCUUCGAACACCUGCUUCUGCCCCUCGACCAUUCUCCUUGCUCUGCCCCUUUUCUUGUUACGAGUCAGUACAACCAAUAAACCUUCUGGCUGCGUGCAA
Brienomyrus brachyistius is the source of this 1247-nucleotide messenger RNA. RefSeq lists its product as uncharacterized. The record is from RefSeq and is a predicted model, not a curated record. Lineage: Eukaryota; Metazoa; Chordata; Actinopteri; Osteoglossiformes; Mormyridae. Gene Ontology annotation, molecular function: DNA binding. Gene Ontology annotation, biological process: DNA integration; DNA recombination. The transcript has 5 exons. The coding region runs from base 14 to 1078 and encodes 354 amino acids.